Messenger RNA from Lipotes vexillifer (Yangtze River dolphin), 488 nucleotides. RefSeq names its product contactin-associated protein-like 4. The record is from RefSeq and is a predicted model, not a curated record. Gene Ontology annotation, cellular component: membrane; cortical cytoskeleton. Lineage: Eukaryota; Metazoa; Chordata; Mammalia; Artiodactyla; Lipotidae. The transcript is spliced from 4 exons. The annotation marks the transcript as partial.
GAAGUUUGCAGAUCAGGUACAAGCUAAAUAGACAUCAAGAACCCGAUGUUGUUAACUUUGAUUUCAAAAACAUGGCAGAUGGGCAGCUUCACCACAUAAAGAUUAACAGAGAAGAAGCAGUGGUCUUUGUGGAGAUUGACGAGAAAGCGAGGAGACAAGUCCACCUUGCAUCAGGUACAGAACUCAGUGCGGUCAGAUCCCUUGUACUGGGCAGGAUUCUAGAUCAUUCUGGAACAAGAGAUGACAGAGAACCCGUCACUAACACAAUCAAGAGUGACUCUGCAGUAAUUGGAGGUUUGAUAGCUGUUGUGAUCUUUAUCUUGCUGUGCAUCACUGCCAUAGCUGUCCGCAUUUAUCAGCAGAAAAGGUUAUACAGAAGAAAUGAGGCAAAAAGGUCAGAGAAUGUAGACAGUGCUGAGGCUGUUUUGAAAAGUGAGCUUCACACACAAAAUGCAGUCUGUGAAAAUCAGAAAGAGUACCUCUUCUGA